Messenger RNA from Trematosphaeria pertusa, 1930 nucleotides. Its product is annotated as S-adenosyl-L-methionine-dependent methyltransferase. Gene Ontology annotation, molecular function: protein-arginine N-methyltransferase activity. The record is from RefSeq and is a predicted model, not a curated record. NCBI's taxonomy places the organism in Eukaryota, Fungi, Ascomycota, Dothideomycetes, Pleosporales, Trematosphaeriaceae. Gene Ontology annotation, biological process: peptidyl-arginine methylation. The transcript is spliced from 2 exons. Bases 91 to 1614 code for a protein of 507 amino acids. Gene Ontology annotation, cellular component: nucleus.
CAAAAUCUACGCCCUUAUCAAGCCCCUGCCGUCCCUGCAUUAGGAGCCGCUACCGACGAUACACCCCACGACACCCUCAGGACCGAUAUUAUGUCAGACAGCGGAUCCGCCACGGAGAGCUCUGUCGGCAGCAUCAUCGAGGACGCGAGCGAGCCUGAUACAACCACCUUCAAGUGCCUCUUCUGUAAAGAGCAAUGGAGUCGCGUCCCGGAGAUGUUUGCCCAUUGCCGGGCAGAACACGGCUUCGAUGUCGAGAGCACCAUCAAGAGCCUUGGCCCAGACAUCGAUGAAUUGACUAUUAUCAAACUGAUCAACUACCUCCGAUAUGAAUCGCAGAGGAAGACAGACCCCAAGUCCAUCAAUGUGGAUAGCGAGACAUUAGCGAGCGACAAGUAUCUCCAGCCCACGCUACCCGACGAUGCCCUGCUUUUCGAGCUAGGCGACUUCAUGCCCGAUCCAGAUUCUAAAGUCGUGGAUUACGAAGAUUAUGAAGUUAUAAUGCAUAGGAACGCGCCUCAUGACACGGAAAGGAUGCAUUUGGAUGGAGACCGCGAUAUGAGCUACUUCGAAUCCUACAAAGGCGCCGCCAUCCAUCGCGAGAUGAUCGAAGACCACGUCCGUACAGAAAGUUACCGCAACUUCAUCGAGAAACAUCGUGAUCUCUUCGCCGGGAGGACCGUUCUAGACGUUGGGUGUGGCACCGGAAUUCUUUCGCUGUUCUGCGCAAGAGCAGGCGCGAGAAAGGUCUUUGCGGUCGACAACUCCGACAUCGCACAGCGCGCAAAACAAAUCGUGGCACAGAAUGGGUAUCAAGAAAAAGUCGAGGUCAUACGGGGCAAAGUAGAGGACUUCCACACACAGAGAUUAAUUGGGCAAGAGAAGGUAGAUGUAAUCAUCUCCGAGUGGAUGGGAUACGGGCUUCUCUUCGAAGGCAUGCUCGACUCUGUUCUUCGUGCACGGGACCUGUACCUCAAAGAGGAUGGAUUCAUGGUCCCAUCGCACUGCACGCUACGGAUGGUUCCCAUUUCGGAUAAGGACUGGGUAGCACAGAGCAAAGGCGAGAAGUUCUGGAAAGACAUCUACGGCUUCGACUUCUCGCCAAUGGUGUCAGGGGGCCCGCUCAACGACCGCGACAUCGGCGUCUUCGACGUACCAGAGGGCGCGCUCUGCGGCACGGCAUGCACUUUCUAUCAACUCGACCUCAAGCACAUACAAGUGCAAGAGCUCGAUUUCACGGCACCAUUCUCAACAAAGCUACACCCGGGCGUCGACUCAUUGGAUGGCUUCGCGCUAUGGUUCGAUACCUUUUUCUUACCCCCAGGCCAAACUCAGGAUGCCACGACGAUAAACACGGCAAACUGGGGUAAAGACGGCAAGCCGGGUCUGGGGUUUUCGACGGGCCCGACAGCAACACCAACGCAUUGGCAUCAAGCGGUCCUCCUGCUCAGUGAAGAGGACCGCAAGAAGGAGGUGAAGGGAGGUAGUACAUUGAAAGGCUCGGUAACAUACAAGAAGAAGCGGAGAGACGAUAGGGCGAUUGAUGUGGAGAUCACGUGGGAGUGCGAAGGCGUGCAAGGUCCUGUAUCGGGAAAGACGAAGCGGACGAUGACAUGAUAACGAUACGACGGCGUUAGUUAUCGGAUAAAAGUUGUGGUUUUCUUUUUGCGGCAACCUUAUAGAGUGCAUAGGAUACGGCUUCAACACCACCAUAACCAGGUACUGGGCGUCCCUCCAGUCAGUCUUCAGAGCGCAGGCGAUCGUGGGAGGAAGUGGGCAUCGUGAAAUCGAGAUCAUGUGACAUGCCGGAAGAAAAUGCAUCGGGCCGAGCUGACCGGGCAUGCCGAGACUCGGAGAUGCUGCAGGGGCUUGCAGAUCCUGGGGCGUUCGCAUAGUUACUUUUUCGACCCCUUAUCUUGCAUAUUGAUCUCGG